AAAUUUACUUGGGCUUGCUGGGUCAUCUAGCUCAAAGCCUCAAAGUGCCCAGUUUUCAGUUUUAGCCAAACUCUCUUAUCCACACUGGGAAUUGUCAAAAAUGGGGAGAUUGAGACUGAUGAGAGUCAUGGCAAUGCCUUCUUCUUGUUCUCUAAUUCAACCCCACCACUUCGUCUCUAUCCCUCUUAAACCCCGAGCUCUCUUCCCUUCAAAACUCUAUGUUUCAAUCAUCUUCGCGAGAGCCUUGUCUGUUUCCGCCUCAGCCGCACAGCCUCAAACCCCUCAUUAUUUGAAGAGCUUUGAUGGUGAUAUUCAACCAUACUUGCGCUGCACCAUGCCUCAUAAACAUCUCAAAGUCGCCGUUCUGCUCAGUGGCGGUGUCGACAGCAGCGUUGCUCUUCGCCUCCUCCACGCCGCCGGACACUCCUGCACCGCCUUCUAUCUUAAAAUUUGGUUCCAAGAAGAUUUUGAGAACUUUUGGUCGGAAUGCCCAUGGGAAGAGGAUUUGAAGUAUGCAAAAGCUGUUUGUAAUCAGAUUGAAGUGCCACUAGAAGUUGUGCACCUGACUGAUGAAUAUUGGAAGAACGUGGUCUCCUACAUUAUUGACGAGUAUCGCUGUGGCCGUACCCCUAAUCCAGAUGUUCUAUGCAAUACAAGAAUAAAGUUUGGUGCAUUCAUGGAUGCCAUCAAAAGUAUGGACUUUGAUUAUGUUGCUUCUGGACAUUAUGCAAAAGUUGUCCACUCAUGUACAAAUCAAAUGGAUGAUAAUUCUGUUUUAGAAUUAUCACAGGACAUGGUGAAGGAUCAGACAUACUUUCUUUCACAUCUUUCUCAGGCGCAGCUCAAGCGACUAAUUUUCCCACUUGGUUGUAUCUCAAAGGAAGAAGUUCGGAAGCUUGCCACACAAUUUGAUCUGCCUAACAAAGUAAGAAAAGAUUCACAAGGAAUAUGCUUUCUCGGAAAGAUAAAGUUCAGUGAAUUUGUCGCCAGACACAUAGGGGAGGAGGAAGGUGUCAUAUUAGAAGCUGAAACAGGUGAUUUUCUUGGAAAGCAUCGGGGUUUCUGGUUUUAUACAAUUGGUCAACGUCAAGGUUUACGCCUACCUGGUGGACCCUGGUAUGUUGUUGAGAAGGAUGUUAAAAACAACGUAGUUUUUGCAUCAAGAAACUACUUUUCAAUUGACAAAAGAAGGCGCAUUUUUCGGGUUGGCUCCUUAAGGUGGCUGAGCAGGCUUGGCACAGAUCAAACCUGUCAUCUGCAGUGCAAGGUCAGACAUGGCCCUGGUUUUUACAAUUGUAGCUUAACCAUGGAAUCGGGUGAAGAUGGCCAUGAAGAUGUUGCAGUUGUACAGUUAUCUGAAGAUGAUCAAGGCUUGGCAGCUGGACAGUUCGCUGCCUUUUACCAAGGAAAGACCUGCUUGGGUUCCGGUGUAAUUUUGGAGUCUUGGGAUGACAAGGGCUUUCCUGUAUGUGCCAAAGCUCUCGAAAUUGCAAGAAUGGAAGACAAGUCACUGCUCGGAAAACCCGUAAAGAUAAAAGUCAAGCCCGAUUGUCCUCCCUUGGAGCUUGAUCAGGAAGGUGGUACAAAGCUUAAUAAGGAGCAGAGAAGUUCCCAUAUUGCUGCAGCCAAACGAGGCAGGCUGCCGAUAUUCCCUCCUAUCAAGUGGCUGCAACAAUUUAGAGAUAACUGGUUUAGGAUAUUCUAACUUGUGCCAAGAAGUGCAUACAUGUAGCUUAGAUUUAUAUAGCUGGAACAAUCCUAGAAAUGAAAAUUAGAUAUGGACCUUUGUUCUUCUAAGUGGUCCUCAAUUGAUGUAUAGUCAUUUUGAAAGUUUAUUAUUACUUCAUUUUGUUAUUGCCUACAAUUUUUCUCACA
Messenger RNA from Humulus lupulus (European hop), 1875 nucleotides. RefSeq lists its product as uncharacterized. Gene Ontology annotation, molecular function: sulfurtransferase activity. The transcript has 10 exons. Bases 101 to 1705 code for a protein of 534 amino acids. Gene Ontology annotation, biological process: tRNA processing. NCBI's taxonomy places the organism in Eukaryota, Viridiplantae, Streptophyta, Magnoliopsida, Rosales, Cannabaceae. The record is from RefSeq and is a predicted model, not a curated record.